Messenger RNA from Microplitis demolitor, 1169 nucleotides. RefSeq names its product protein quiver (gene qvr). The record is from RefSeq and is a predicted model, not a curated record. Gene Ontology annotation, biological process: regulation of synaptic transmission, cholinergic; sleep; positive regulation of voltage-gated potassium channel activity. NCBI's taxonomy places the organism in Eukaryota, Metazoa, Arthropoda, Insecta, Hymenoptera, Braconidae.
CUCGGCUUAAAGCUGUCACUGUAUUUUGCAUUUAAUAUUUUAUGCGUCGAUGGAAAUAACAAUUGAAUAGAAAUGUUAUGACUACUACAAUUGGACUUAUCACUCUCGCGUGCUAAUUCUUAACAAUGAAUACAAUGCUAUGACAUAAUCUCAGUAGUUGAAAGACAGGAUAAAAAAAAUGUCUUAAUAAAUUAUAUAAAUAGGGUGAUGUGUAACUAAAUAUUAAAAAGAAAAUAAAUAAUAAAUAAAUUAUCAAAUGACAAUAUUUAACACACUUAAUGCUCCUGUUGCUGCAUCGAAAAAUGAUUAUGAAAGAGCGUCCUAUUCAAAUCGUAUACUUACUUCUAAAUAUAAUUAUUUCAUUUGAUUUCUUCUCAUAAAAGAUAACGAAAGGACAAUUGAAAAAAUCUGUAACCUUGUGGGCACGUGCAGUAUAUAAAUCUGUUAUGAUAUAAAUAACCAUGACCUUUACUUUAAUAUAACUUCAUCUGGGAUUAAAACCAUUUGACAAGGUAGAAAUCACGUGGCAAAGGUUAAAUAAAUACAUCAUUUUACGCGCAUGUUUUACUGCAUUGAAACUGACUUAGACUGCUGACAGCAAUGGAGCCCGACUAUAUGAUAGCAGUGGCAAUUUUACUAGCUGUUGCCAACGUCUGUCAUGCAGAAUGUCAAACACGCUCAGUUUACUGUUAUGAAUGUGAUUCAUGGACGGAUCUCAGAUGCAAGGAUCCUUUCAAUUAUACUGCACUACCAAAAGAUCAACCACCGCUCUUGACUUGCAAUGGGUGUUGUGUUAAAAUGGUCCGUAAUGCCAAAUCACCAUAUGAAAGUGUUCGAAGAACGUGUACAUCACAAUUACAAAUAAAUUUAUUCAUGGUGGACCACGUGUGCAUGAUGGAAAGUACCGGCACUGGUCACAUGUGCUUCUGUGAGGAAGAUAUGUGCAAUAGGGUAUCUCAUUCCUCAAGCUCAAAUAACAUUCUCCUGAUCCUAUCUACUUCAUUUCCAAUCCUUAGUUCGCUCCUAGGAGCUCAGGCUUGCUUAGUAGGUCGCUGUGAUUAUCACCACUGUAUCUACAUUAUUUGUUCUUAUAUCCUGUAGAGGCCCUGAAAAAUUUUAGAAUACACUUCGAUUGUUUCAACGUGAAACUAUCGAACAGCAUUCCAACA